Messenger RNA from Nothobranchius furzeri (turquoise killifish), 2380 nucleotides. RefSeq names its product liver-expressed antimicrobial peptide 2 (gene leap2). NCBI's taxonomy places the organism in Eukaryota, Metazoa, Chordata, Actinopteri, Cyprinodontiformes, Nothobranchiidae. The record is from RefSeq and is a predicted model, not a curated record. Gene Ontology annotation, biological process: defense response to bacterium; antimicrobial humoral immune response mediated by antimicrobial peptide.
CAGCUCACUGAGUCAGGCUGAUCUGAAGCGGCUCUCCAGCUACCUUAAGACCUGCUAAUACCUGACAUCCAGUCCCGAAGCUUAACCAAACGGCCGCAGUUGCUACGUUCUCCUCAGUGAGUGAGAAAGAAGAAAGAUGAAACAGAACUACUUGGUCAACCAAAGGAAAGCACUGGUGGUGAUAUGCAUCACUGUGCUGAUACUGGCCCAGCAGGCGCUCACAGGCCCGUUAGUCUUGCAGGUCCAGUCCAGCUCUGACCAGAGGGCAAAUUCAAGGGGGGAACGCACUGUGCACACAUUGAGAAGAGUGGCUCGAAUGACCCCGCUGUGGAGGAUCAUGAGUAGCAAACCAUCUGGAGCUUUCUGCCAAAACGACUUUGAAUGUGUCACAGGACUGUGCAAACAGGGCUACUGCUCAGUGAAACAGCGUUCUCCUUCAGAGCCUAUGAAGUAUUAGAGGGCAAGCCAGCACGUUCAACCAGGAUCCUGAUGAGCUCUCAUUACCAACAUCAACUUUUAGUACAGGUUUUUUCUAUCCACCAAUGUAAUACCAGCAUAAGUACAUUAUUAUCUCUGUUCUGUAAUUGCACAUACAACCAUAUUUAUCUGUUGUUUAAAAAAACGGAAACAUCUUUGCUGAUAAGGAUUUAAGUCCCAGUGGACAAGGCCUUCAGACUGAGUCCAGGAGUGCUGAGGUGUUAUCUGGUAUUUAAACAGCCUGAUAACGUGUUAUUAAUAGUUCCCAUUUACCGAUAUGAUAUUACAGUGACUAUCUGAAGCUACAACAGACUGGACUCUGUUGACCUCCAAAAUAUAUUUUUUUAAAUCUCAGGUGAAACAUGUGGCUUUAUGAAAUAAGUAGUUUUAAUUUUUAUUUUUAACAUAAGAGGAAGAGUAAGUACCGAAACAAGUCACAAAUAAGUCUUGGCACCUUUGUAGAGUUCCUGACUAAUGUUUUUUGACAAGUUGUCAAAUCUGUCACAUGUCGAGCUUGAUUAUUUCCAGACUGUGGACAUACAGAAAAGUCUUUUGUUAUUGCUUUGAAGUACAUCUGAAUUAUUUUUUAUCUAAAGUCAUUUUAACCUUCAGAAAGUAACAUGACAUGUUUUUGCUAACCUAGGAACAAAGAUUUGUUUGAGCCAAAGAGCAGCAUCUAAUGCUGUGUUCAACUGUAGAAUAAAGCCCGGUUCACACGGCAGGAAUUAAAAGUCAGGCUGAUUUUCAAAGAUGGAGAGACCACACACGUGGUGAUAAAAAAUCACAGAUUUACCCGUUUUGGUCAAACACCACACAAUACACACAAACCACUUUCACUUACGGACAUUCCACUCACAGACGUGAAAUCUCGUGAGAUAAAACGUAACUUUGAAGGAAACAAAUAUGGCGGAGGAGCAUGUAGCACGCUUCUGUUACCUAGCUUUCUGAUUGGCUAUUUGUCACAUUCAACAGGAAGCAUCUCCACUUGAAACAUUUGAUAUUUAAAAGCUCGGAUUUAUGAUCAGAGCGGCAUUGACGACCUUCCGAGUAGACUUAGCAGACCUAAUACACCACAAAAGGUAGGAUUAUCUGAAAAGAUUAUCUUUAGAGCCUUUUUAACUAAUUUUACACAUACUUAAGAUUGUUGGAAGGGGAGGAUCUGGUCAAAAAUCAACACGAUUAUCCUUCUAUGUGAACCAAACAUAGGAUGUUAGUUGCACAACUUAAACUGAAUGUGUACAAUGAGCUUGAUCUAAUGAACAGGUAAUUCAGCCAUUUAAUCACAUGUGUUUGAGCAUGGAUACACCUGGAACAUGCUGGAUUAGGGCCUGUAGUACCAUGGUUAAAUACAUACCACUGGUUUAGGUACAAUUUAAGUAAAUUAUUUUGACAGUUUAAAUUUAAACAUAGUGCAGUGCUCCUCUAUAAACACAAGUUAAAAAAUUUAGAUUACAAAAAUACCACCAUGUUUUUUUUAAACAUAAGUCUGAUUUUGUGUAUUGCAUGAAUUCUCACAUAUUUUAUUUAUUUGUAUUCUUUGUUUAAAAUACUGAAAUGUUUUUAUUUGGGAGGGUCUUAAAAUAAUUUACCACUGAAUUGUUUUUCGUGUAUUAUGGUGGGACCUUGAACUGAGUGUAGAAGAAAAACAGGUAUAAGUGGAAGUUGCACAGACUCAUUGUUUGCACAUUUAUCUCAUUACUUGCAAAGACGGUUCUUGAACUCUUCAUUAACUUCAUGGACACAGCAGAUAGUGGCUAGUAUGUUGUACACUCAGUGUUUGAGAAUGGUAUUAGUGGGAUUGCACUUUUCAAGCUAAUUAUCUUUGUACUGUACUGUUGCAUGCAUGUAGAGGGCAAGAACAGAAUGUGGGAAAAGGAAAGAAAUAAAAGAACUGACAAAAGGA